AUGGCUAUCUUGGUCUCAAAGAGAAAGCCGACUACACCCAGUAAAAGAGAUGAUUAUAAUCCUCGUAUCUUCUUUUUCUGCAAAUCCAUUCUCAUGGUUGCUCCGUUCUUUGUUCUUUAUCUUUGGCUAUCUUCGACCUUAAUCAUCUCCUCAAGGGAACUCAAAGAUCCAAGUGUUGUUCCUAGUAGAUAUGGAAAAAUAAAUUCUCUAAAGAAUGAUAAAUCUGUCAGAGCAAUUCUUUCCCGUGAAGAUAAGAAGCGUUUUGGUGUGAAUAUUAAGCAUGUUCUUGAUCAUAAGGCCAAGAACGAGUCUGAGGAAGAAGAACAAUACCAAUACAUCAAACCUAAGAGUGAAGGAGAAGGCUACGCGCUAAGGGCAGUGAUUAAGUAUAUUCAUGAACAGAGAUCUUGGUUGCCGACGGCCAGGAAAAAAGGCGAAAAUCCGGGAUCUUGUGAAGGGAAAGGAGUUUAUGUUUAUGACUUACCGUCUAAAUUCAACAGAGAUUUACUGGUAGAUUGUGUGGAUAUGGUCCCUUGGACUAACAUGUGUAAGUAUUUCAAGAAUGAAGGUUUUGGAGAAGCAAUUGGGAAUCUUGGUCAAGGUUGGUUUAGGACACAUCAGUAUGCUCUUGAACCGAUCUUCCACUCUAGGGUUUUGAAGCAUCCUUGUAGGGUUUACAACGAAAGCCAAGCUAAGAUCUUUUAUGUCCCCUUUUAUGGCGGUUUUGAUGUAUUGAGAUGGCAUUUCAAGAAUGUUUCUAAUGUUGUGAAGGACCGGUUGGGGAUCGAGGUUCUGAAAUGGCUUGAAUCGAAGGAAUCUUGGAAGAGAAAUGCCGGAAAAGAUCAUGUGUUUGUGCUCGGAAAGAUUUCUUGGGAUUUUAGAAGAAGUAAACUUCCUUGGGGCUCAAGGUUCCUUGAGUUACAAGGAAUGAAUAACCCUACAAAGCUUCUCAUCGAAAGACAUCCCUGGGAAGUCAACGACAUCGCAGUCCCGCAUCCGACCUAUUUCCACCCUAAAACGGAUUAUGACAUCGCUAGCUGGCAGGUCAAGAUGAUGAACAAACCUCGCAGGAAUGUUGUAAGUUUUGCCGGAGGUGCAAGACCCGGUAACCCUCACAGCAUACGUUCAACGCUAAUCGAACAAUGCACAACAUUUUCUGACCAAUGCAGAUUCUUAAAUUGUACUAACGGAAGUUGUAACAAGCCUGAGAAUGUCAUAGAGCUGUUCCAAGACUCAGAGUUCUGUCUGCAACCGUCGGGAGAUAGUCCAACGAGAAAAUCCGUUUUCGAUUCACUAAUCUCCGGUUGCAUUCCGGUGAUCUUUAAUCCAUACACAGCUUAUUAUCAGUACGCGUGGCACUUACCGGAGAAUCAUCGGAAAUACUCAGUGUACAUAAGCCAAGAAGAUGUCAAGGGAAAGAGAGUAAACGUGGUAAAGAAGUUGAUGGCGAAGACUGUAAGAGAAAAAGAGGAAAUGAGAAGUUACAUUAUUCAUCAGCUUUUGCCUGGGUUGGUCUAUGGAGACUCUAAUGCUAAGUUUGAAAAGUUUCGAGAUGCUUUUGAUAUUACUUUCGAUAGUUUACUUGAGAAAAUCAAUUCAUUGGUCUAA
Molecule: messenger RNA, 1608 nt
Organism: Capsella rubella
Lineage: Eukaryota; Viridiplantae; Streptophyta; Magnoliopsida; Brassicales; Brassicaceae
Product: probable xyloglucan galactosyltransferase GT20
Exons: 1
Coding region: 1-1608 (535 amino acids)
Molecular function (GO): glycosyltransferase activity
Source: RefSeq, a predicted model, not a curated record